AAAAUCUACAAGCAAUAUGCAUGGCAUGGGAAACUGCACUCUGGGUAUAUUAUCAGUGUGUAUGAAUGCAGUAAAUCAUGUGCUGACCAAGGAGUGUAGCUGUACCCCUGGUCACCUCAUUCCACAGAAAUUGAGAUAAGUUUUGUUUGUGCAGAGUUGUUGAUGUGACUUACUUUUUGUGCUAGGAGCUGCAGUUUUCUGACUGUUAGACAAAUUAUAUGCAAGAUGUCAAAUCCUGCUACUUUACCAACACCUGUGAAGGACGUUCAAGGUGAUAACAGAUGGAUGAGCAUGGUGAGAAAAAUAGGGAAAUGGAGACUAGUCUCUAGGAACUUUGAUUCUCCAAGUUUCCAGUCUCUCUCUUCAUCCUUCCCUCCUGGAGUGAAAGAAGCUGUGUGAAGAGAGAUCCAGGAAAUUAGUGUGCUAUAAAAAGCUCUCCCUGUUAAAUUCUCAGUUAUUUAUGUCUUAAUGAUAUAACUUUUAAUUGCACUAAAACCAUAAUUUUUUAAGUUAUUAAUUCAUUUGUUCCUUUUGCUAGCAUGAGAGAUUUUUACAUGAUGGCAAGUUUUCUCCAUGUAAUGUUUUAUUCAUUGGCGACUCACUGAUUCGCAAUAUGAAGGAGACUGAGGUAAUUGGUUAAGCUGGUAAUAAUAUUGAUCUGAAACAUAUCUUUUAUAUUGGCUAGUUUUAAUUAACAAUUGGUUCAUAUGUCAGCGUGCGUUCAUUGAGAUAUGAAGCACAUGGGAAGUUUGGAGAGCACAAAAGAUGCGUAACUUCACAAGUGCUUCAUAUCUCGAUGAACGCACAGCUGACGUAUGAACCAAUUGUUUUAUCACAUUUUCAACCUAAAGGAAAAUUUUUUUUUGAGGGAUUCGUUUGCUGAUGUCAUGAGCAUGCACAAUAGGAAUAUGAAGCAUGCUUGCACAAUUGAAUUUGAUUAGACAAAUUUACUAGCUAUGUUAUAAACUGAAUUCUAUCUCAAUCAACUCCAGAGUGAAGAUAUAACCUUCAUUUGAACUGUAGAAAUGAUUCUGGAUUGUAGCCUUCCAUAUAGCAGCUACAAUUUUCCCACAAUGGCUGGUACUGGCCAAUAUUAACCCACAUUAAUUUGGAUGAAUCAGUGUAGUUGGUAGGGGGGGAGAACAAAAAUGUAUUCAAGGUAUGGUGGGGGGGAGGGAAAGAGGGCUAAAAGAGAAAAGUAGGUGCUGGUACUAGGGCAUCUGGGAAGUUUCCAGGUUGAGACUGUAAGAAAGUGACUUUCCUUCCCUCCCCUGGCUCUGCCAAUUCUUGUCCCUUCUGCGAUGGAAGGAGCCAGUUUCUUGUGGCUUCUCGUAGGUAAAUCAUGUCAUUUUUUUCUUUUCCUUUCAUCCUAUAGGCUUGGGAUACUUACUUUGCACCCCUAAAUUCUCUUAAUUUUGGAAUUGGAGGAGAUUGUACAGAGCAUGUGUUGUGGAGAAUAGAAAAUGGAGAACUGGAUAAUAUUAAUCCCAAGGUAAGGAGGCAGAGGUAGCAGCUACUUGCCAAGUCACCCAAAAUUAACUAAUAUUAUUUUCAUUCUUUAUAGCGAAGAUUUUCAAGACAAUACAAGAUAAUUUGGUUUUAUCAACUGCAUUAAUAAUGUAGAUUGAAGAUUGGAAACAGUUUCUAAAGCUGAGCAUUACCUCUUCCUAAACCAUUCAAGUUAAUCAUUCAUUCUGAUCAGAGAGCUAAUGCUGGAAAUGUCAACUUCAGAAACUCUUCAUGGAUGCCAAUUUCCAUUACCAAUGUAGUCGAUAAAACCAAAUUAAUCUUAUUAAUUAAAUUUUUUUGAUUUGAGCACAACUUUUUUUUCUUGAUUUCAGGUUGUUGUAUUAUUGAUUGGAACAAAUAAUCAUCACAGUACAGCAGACCAAGUUGUAGAAGGAAUUGAAUCAGUUGUAUGGAGUAUAACAAGCAAGCUGCCUUCUGCAAAAAUCAUUGUACUGGUAAGAUAAGAUGGUUCUUUGCAUUUUACAAAAUGCCAUGAAGUAGGAUUGGUGGAAUGCUAUGCUUAUUUAAGUGGGUUUGUAAGGAAAUAUUUAAAAACCAUCUUAAGGAACAUCCCAUUUUGAAAGAAGGACAUUUUGGGUGGGAAGCCUGUGUUCAAUCACAGCGCCUGCACAGCUUAACCAACCUUAAAAAAGGAACUUAUCUAUAUCUCCUCUCGUUCCAGGAACUUGUAUCAUCUUUCUUUUUCCAGCCUAAGGUUUUAAUUUCCUUUCCUGAUUAAUAGGGUCUACUUCCACGAGGAAAACAGCCAAACCCUCUCCGCGAGAAACAUUUUCAGGUGAACCAUUCACUCAAAGAACUGAUUGAGGCCAUACCAAACUCUCUAUAUCUGGACUCGGAUCCAGGCUUUGUCAGAAGUGAUGGAGUUAUUAGUCACGAGGACAUGUUCGACUAUCUUCAUAUGACCAGAAAAGGAUACAAGAAAUUCUGCAAACACAUCUCAGAAGUCAUUGUUAAAUUUCUGAAAUAUUAGGUCUUAGUAAAGACAGUUUGUGCGUGACGUCACGUUUACCAUUGUUUGUGCGUAAAAAUGGGAAAAAAUUUAUAAAUCGCCCGUAUUGGUAGUCUCCUUCGCAAAGGCUGUUUGAUAUUGUCACGCAAUAGCGCGUUGCGAUAUCAGAUAUUGCGUUACGAGAUUUUGCGUUCCAAGAUAUUGCGUCACAAGAUUUUGAGUUACGAGAUACUGCGUUACGACACUUAACGUUAGGAGAUAUUGCGUUACGACAUCUUGAAGUGCAAGAAAUUAAUUUCAUCAAUAUGAGUGAUUAAAUAAUGUGGUAGGGAAUAGACUAUUUUUUAUUCAAAUUAUUUCUUCUGGUUUGAUUCCCUGUAAAAAUUUGACUUUUAUCCAUGUGGGUAAAAGGCACCUGUGUUCGCCGCCUUUUUUCAAUUCAAGAAAUGCCUUUAAAAAUUAUGUAUUUAAAGACGAGGGUAUGAAAUUAAGUUUUCGAAAGUAAGAGGAAUAGCUUAAAUUAUUUCUUCCCUUCGUGGAAACGAAACUAACUUAAUAUAUGAAUUAAGAGUAAAACUGCCAGUCAAAAUUCAAAAAGGAAUUUAAUUUCUCAGCGUUAUACAUUAUGAAACGACUUCGCUCGUCUUCUGGCAUGAGCAUGAAGUCGCGUCAAAUUCAUUUAGUGAUAUGA
Molecule: messenger RNA, 3170 nt
Organism: Pocillopora meandrina
Lineage: Eukaryota; Metazoa; Cnidaria; Anthozoa; Scleractinia; Pocilloporidae
Source: the annotation of a GenBank genome assembly